ACUCGCAGCCUGCACAGGAGAGGGGGCGCCCAGUGGCCAGCCGUUCCCCAGACCCCCGCUGCCGCUGCCGCCGCCGCCUUCCAUGAGACCCGCCGCCAUGAUCAAGAAGCUGUGCCAGAGCGAGUCCGAGCUGAGCAUCCCGGCCAAGAACUGCUACCGCAUGGUGGUGCUGGGCUCCUCCAAGGUGGGCAAGACGGCGAUCGUCUCCCGCUUCCUGACGGGCCGCUUCGAGGAGCAGUACACGCCCACCAUCGAGGACUUCCACCGCAAGUUCUACAGCAUCCGCGGCGAGGUCUAUCAGCUGGACAUCCUGGACACGUCGGGCAACCACCCCUUCCCCGCCAUGCGGCGCCUCUCCAUCCUGACAGGAGAUGUCUUCAUCCUGGUGUUCAGCUUGGAUAACCGGGACUCCUUUGAGGAGGUGCAGCGGCUGAAGCAGCAGAUCCUGGAGACCAAGUCGUGCCUGAAGAACAAGACCAAGGAGAACAUGGAGGUGCCCCUCGUCAUCUGUGGCAACAAGGGCGACCGAGACUUCUACCGGGAGGUCGAGCCCCGGGAGAUCGAGCAGCUGGUGGGGGCAGACCCUCAGAAAUGUGCCUACUUUGAGAUCUCAGCCAAGAAGAACAGCAGCCUGGACCAGAUGUUCCAAGCACUCUUUGCCAUGGCCAAGCUGCCCAGUGAGAUGAGCCCGGACCUGCACCGCAAGGUCUCGGUGCAGUACUGUGACAUGCUGCACAAGAAGGCGCUCAAGGGCAAGAAGCUGUUGAAGGAAGGGGCCGAGGGCAGUGGCGGGGAAGCCUACGGCAUUGUGGCCCCCUUUGCCCGCCGGCCCAGCGUGCACAGUGACCUCAUGUACAUCCGGGAGAAGGCCAUCGGCGGCGGGCAAGCCAAGGACAAGGAGCGCUGUGUGAUCAGCUAGGAGCCUCCUGCUGCCCCCUUCCCCGACCUCCCCAACAAGGGAGGGAGAUACAUGGGCGGGGGGGGAAGCUUGUUUGAUAAUAAACUCUGGCUGCCCAGGGGUGGUAUGUGCCCCGGCCAGGGUGGCAUCUGCCCCGGGGGCAGGUUACCUCCCACCCUCUGCCCAAGGGGAUGAUUUGCAUCUGCUGUCCUCUGCACCCACUUUUGGGGUGCAAUGGGGUGGGGGCUGCUGCUGCUGCUGGGGACACCCUCCCCCUCUCCCCCCCAAGGGUGAGAGACUGAGGACCUUAUGAGCACAGACAAGGCAGCUGAGAGUGAAAAGACAUUGACUCCAAGGCACCUCCCCACCUUCGCCAGCAUGGGCCAGUGCACUGCCUUACAGAAGAGACGUGGGGGGUGGGGGGGGAUAUGGUUUGGACUUGAGAAACCAGCCAACACUGAGCUCUGGAAAGGGGCUUUGUGUGUGCAUGUGCGUGUGCAUUUCUGAGCCAGGAGAGCUGCAGGAGGACACUUCCGGCCGUUGCAAUCGUCUGGCAGGCCUCUCUACUGGCCCCUCUUACAGAAGCAGAGAUGGGUGUGUGGGUGGGUGUCAAAAACUGACUUUUGUUUACAUUUGUCUUGUCUGAUUUGGAGGAAAAAAAAGCGCAUUUUUUUUUUAAAUAGGCAUUUUAUGUAGGGUCGUGUGUGUGUCCUGGACAUGAACAAAAUCUUAUACAAGUGUUUUCUACGCUCCAUGUUUUAUGUUUACUAUUUUUUCUACAAAAAUAAAACCCGUUUUUUAAAUUAA
Mauremys mutica (yellowpond turtle) is the source of this 1705-nucleotide messenger RNA. It is a transcript of the gene RASD1, whose product is annotated as ras related dexamethasone induced 1. The coding region runs from base 83 to 919 and encodes 278 amino acids. The record is from RefSeq and is a predicted model, not a curated record. NCBI's taxonomy places the organism in Eukaryota, Metazoa, Chordata, Testudines, Geoemydidae. The transcript has 2 exons. Gene Ontology annotation, molecular function: GTP binding; GTPase activity.